GCAGCAAGCAGCAGGAGCCGCCGCCGCGUUCGAUUCAGUCGGCCCCAGCGGCGCUCAGACAGCGGUAGCGAGCAGCGCGGCGGCUCGGAACCCGACCAGGCGGGCAUCGGUAGGACCCCAGGUCGCCACGCCGUACUUGGGCCAGCCCGACACGCUUCCCAGCCGUACCAUGCGGGCCGUCGCGUCGCAGCAUGCCCGCAGCGCCCCCGGAGACCCAGCCGGAGCUGACGCCCAAGCCGUCCACGUCCACGGCUGACCCUGAACCCACGCCCCGGAGGCAGGAGGAUGACGGUGCUGAAAACACCGCGGCGGCCUCCCAGCCAGAGUUGGCAUCGGAACCAUCCACGUCCACGGCCGAGCCCCGAGCCCAGAGCCGGCAGCAGGAUGGGGAGCAGCGUCCCUCCUGGCUGGAGCUGUUUCCUCCUCAGCCGUCCACGUCCACGGCUGGCCAGAAGCUCGGACCUGGCGACAUGUGUCCUCCAGGCAAAGAGCGCCCGGGUCGGUCCCAACAGCAGUGCCCGCCUCGUCGGCGCCAGUACCGCUCCAAGUCGGCCGUGUCCAGCGAUCCCCGCAGCCCUUACUACAUCAGCCAGGGCAUCCAGAGCAACGAGGCUGUGCGGCGGUCGCCCAGCAUGUCGUGCGUGCUCGACGCGAUCCGCAGGGAAGCCCGCGAGGGCGACGUACCCGGGGUGUCCAAGGCGGCUCUGGAGAAGUCCUCCGUGGCCACCAUCAGGCAGCACUACUACCCUGAGGGAGGCUGGGGAUGGGUCGUCUGCGUAUGCGUGCUGCUUGUGCACAUCAUUACUCACGGACUGCACGGUUCGUUUGGACUGCUCCUGAUCGUGGUCAGGGACCAGUUCAAGCCGGAGGUCUUCCCGCUGCCCGCAGUGUGCCUGGGUGCGGUGUCCACGUCGGUGGCGCUGUUCCUGUCCCCCGUGGUGGUGUCGGCGUGCCGACGCAAGAGCACCCGCAUGGUGGCCGUGCUGGGAGGCCUGGUGGCCGCGCUGGGCUGCCUCUUCACUUCCUUCGCGUCCCAGUUCCACCAGCUCUUCUUCAGCUACGGCCUGGUGCUGGGCUGCGGCGUCGCCAUGACCCGGGACACGUCCGUCUUCAUGGUCGGCCAGUACUUCAAGAAGCGCCGGGAGAUGGUCGAGGUCAUCCUGGCCGCCGGCACGGGACUCGGAGUCGCCGUGGUCCCCGUCUUCGUUGUCGAGUGCAUACGGGUGGUGGGCUGGCGACUGGGCCUACAGGCGCUGACGGGCAUCGUGUUCGCCAUGUUCGUGCUGGGCAUCUUCUACCGGCCCGCGUCGCUGUACCACCCUCAGCGACGCGCCAUCCUGCACCUGAAAAGCAUGCAGAAGCGUUCCAAGGCCAAGGACAAGAACGCCCAGGCCGCGGAGAAGCCCCCGUUCCUGGACUACGCCGUCCUGCGCUCGCGCACCGUCCAAAUCCUCGUGGCCGGCACGGCCCUCGCCGCCUUCGGAGUCAGCACGCCCAUGGUGCUUCUGAUGCAACUGGGCGAGCAAGAAGGGCUAGAACGGCACUCCCUUCUGCUGCUGCAAGCGUACCUGGGGCUAGCCUGCGUGGUGGGCAGUGCGGGCUUCGGCCUGGUUGUCAUCAAGAACAGCAUGCAGUGCCUGAUCGCGCGCCAGUACCUGUGUCAAGCGGCCGCCCUAAUGAUCAGCGCCGCGCUGCUCGCCUUCACCGCCCUGCACCAGUACCACGGCUAUCUGCUCUUCGUCUGGAUCUACGGCGUCUUCUACGGCGGAUACCAGUAUUCGCUCAAGAUGUACACGCUCGAGAAGGUUCGCGCCCGCAACUUCGCCAAGGCAUGGGGCUUCGUCCAGUGCUCCCAGUCCCUGCCCAUUCUCGUCGGGGUCCCGCUGGCAGGGUUCCUCAACGAACAAUUCGGUGCCCGGACGGGCUUCUACCUGUCCUCUGCGUUCGCCUUCUUGGGGGGCAUAUCGCUCUUUCUUAUCGACGUGCACAAGAAGCAGAUUCGGCGCAAGCAGCGGCCAGACUGCCGCCGCUGCUCGGACGCCCUGCCGAACACGGGCUCUCGGAGGUCCUCCCUCCAGGACUCCCUGUGCAGUCAAGCGCGACUUCAGCAGCGGAGCUUCACCUUCAGCAACUACGCGGACCUGCGCCGCCAGGAACUCACCUGCAUCUCGGAGGAAGCCAUCAUGGACAACUUCCUGGAAGACCUGAUCGACGACUGCAUCACCUCGUGCAACAAGGAGGAGAAGUACCUGAUGCUCAGCGAAUACGAGAACAACCUGAACAAGACACAGGAGACGCUGGACCGGCGAAUGCGUGGUGUGCGCAGGGCGUCCAUCUUGCUUCCGUACAAGUACGACCAGUGCCCCAGCUGCAUGCGGCUCAUGCCCGUGCAGGCCAACGGCGAGCCAGCACCAAGGACGUCGUCGCCCAGGAGGAUGCAACGGCCCUCCGUGGAAGUGAUCCAAGAGGUGACCACGACGCUUUGACGGCCCACGCACGCGCGUUUGGGUUGCGGAUUGCUGAAGAGUCAGCUGGGAUGCAUGCCGUCUUUCAAAACAGUGUUCAGGCUCGUCGCCGUAAGGACAGCGUUGUCGAACUGCCAAAAUGCUUAGCCCUCUACCUGGCUCAAAAAGGUGUGACUGACCUUGAAUUAUGGCGACAUCUCUGCGAGGUGAGAUACAGUGGUGAGAUACAGGGACAUGGAACGGUGCGCGCCUUCCGCACUGUGGAUUGAGAUGAGUGAACAGAUUUGGGUUUGGUCGUCAUCACGGCCGCGUCGCCCACUACUGCCAUUAGCAGUCCCGUGCAUGUAUCUGGGGGACUGGCUACCAAGAAUUGGGAGUGUAAGUUUCGGAAAGCAGGCUUGAAGGGCAUUACUCUCGGCACCAUACAAAACUGUUUCAUAGUUUGUAUACGUUUACAUCUUCGUGACGCGUACAACUGCAUAGGCAAUAUGUUUUUUCAUGUGUCAGGUAUUUAUUUAACUGAUGAUUAGCAAGCCGUUAAUCAUGUAUAUGAUGCUUUCGGUGGAAUCUUGAGUUAAUAAAGUCUUUCUAUGCGAA
Molecule: messenger RNA, 3062 nt
Organism: Ixodes scapularis (black-legged tick)
Lineage: Eukaryota; Metazoa; Arthropoda; Arachnida; Ixodida; Ixodidae
Product: monocarboxylate transporter 10
Exons: 4
Coding region: 192-2486 (764 amino acids)
Biological process (GO): transmembrane transport
Molecular function (GO): monocarboxylic acid transmembrane transporter activity
Source: RefSeq, a predicted model, not a curated record